AUUCCGCCGCCUUCCUAAACCCCGAUAAAGAAGAGACUCGCGCGCAUCGAAAUACUCGACCGUAAAAGGCAGUACCAAACUGGGCGCAAACCAACCUACGAGUGCCUAGAAGCCAAAGAUUACGCAGCGACGAAUUGGCUACGGUCCAUAGUUGACGCGUGCCAAGUCAAAAUACUCGAGGUCAACCAGUAUUGGGGCCCACGAUUUUGCCGCCGUUUGUCUGCCCACCCCUAGGACAUUAGGACAUAUUGUAUAGAUUGCAUACAAUAAGAACUCGCAUUAUUGCAAACUGAAUUACCGGAUAUCGAAUUUGACCUUGCGGUGUCUAAAUAAAAUCCUUACACAGGCCGCGCAAGACGGCAUUUACACGGUUCCCUAUCCAAAAUAGGUGGCGCAGUCGAUGUCGGCCAGUCCACUAGAACCAUAUUACCUUGGUCGUGUAAUCAUGUCUAAGUCACCAUCUUCGGAAGUGAUGAAUAUCACGAAUAUCAUGGAUAAGAAGACUGCGGCAGCGGCAGCGGCAGCGGCUGCCGCCGCUUCUGGCCCUUCUCCCGACCACCAACUUCUUCCCCAUCCGCAUCUUCCUACCGCAAUGGACCGAUCCAAUUCACCCCACGGCUCAGAGAGCUCCUAUCACUCGGGGCAUCGUAUGGGACAGCCAUUAGAUGCUCUAAAUGGCAUGGGAAAUGGACGACCCUACGGUUCCCCAUCUGCCAUGCAGACUGCGAUGCCAUUGCCUGAUCCAAACAUGGCCCCCAACAAUAUGACGCAUGGGAUGAUGAUUCCUAGCAUGGCCCCAGUUGGUCAUGGACUGUCUAUGCCCUACAAUAAACCCCCUGAAAUGGCCCAACAGCCCCAGCCUCCGCCAAAGGCUUUCCCUUGCAGCACAUGCACCAAGGCCUUUGCCCGGCGAAGUGAUCUAGCUCGACAUGAACGAAUUCACAGUGGAAUCCGACCACACGUUUGUGACUUCGCAGGCUGUGGAAAGCAGUUUAUUCAGCGAUCAGCUCUCACUGUGCACCAGCGCGUACAUACUGGCGAAAAGCCACAUAUGUGUGAACGAUGCGGCAAGCCAUUCAGCGAUAGUAGUUCAUUGGCCCGACAUCGACGCAUUCACUCAGGCAAACGACCCUACAAAUGCCCUUAUGCGAACUGCCAGAAGACGUUCACCCGAAGAACGACAUUAACUAGGCAUCAAAAUAACCAUACAGAAACUGUUGAGGAGGCUGCUGCUGCUACAGCUACAGUCCUGGCAGCCCGGGCUAGUGCAACUGCCGCAAAUGCAGGUCACAGUGAUGGCGACCCAAGAUCCAACCACGGAUCUCCAUUGAAUACGCCGUCCCCAGCUCAAAGACAGAUGUCUAUCUCACCCAACGCUGAGCUCGCGGCGGCCAACGCGAUGCGAAACAGCGAUUAUUCGUAUGUAAAUAACGGUUCGCUCCCGGUUCACAUGCGCACAGACAUGCAGUCCCAGAGCCCUACAUCAGCCCCCGCAUACACAACCGGCAUGCGACCUACGUCGCACCCUGCAGUCUAUCCACCACCGCCAACAUUAGAGCCCAGCAUUGAAUCCCACCAGUCAGCCACUGGGAGUACCGGUGGAAGUCCUCAUAUGGGUAGCGUGGGAUGGCAGUCACCGUCGCACAUGGCUUCGCCCACGCAUAGCAACAGUGGUAACAGCUAUGUAUAUCCCGAUCCCGAUCAAUCGUUCCUCGGAAGCAACAAUAUGGGCCAGAUGUAUUACAAUGCUGGCACACAGAUCCGGCGACCCACGAGUACGGAGCCAGGCUCAGCCACUUAUGACGUCAAGCCACGUCCGAACGAGUUGUGGGCUGGUCAGUAGGAUGGCACCCACGAUGGAUCGGGCUGGGCUGGGGGGGAGGCUGGGUUUGAGCAUCAGCAUCAGCACCCAUACCAAUAUCAACCUCCCCAGCAACAACAAUACCCAAAUCUCCCUCCACAAUAGAUUUCUUUUGUCGCUUGCAUGGUUUCAUUUGUGAAACUCAAUACCCAAAGGCACGGCAUGGCGUGAUUUUUCGAGACAAUCGAUUGAGAGGGACUAUCAACUGGCGUUUAUUUUUCAUUUUAUUUAUUUACCCUUUCCCCCCUAAAAUACAUUCGACAGGACCUAGUCCAAUAAACUGGACUGUCUCGGGGGCGGUUUUACUCAGCUCAGUCUAUCGGGGGGCAAAAGCCUCGAAUAAUCUGGCGACAACAAAAACAAGU
Molecule: messenger RNA, 2226 nt
Organism: Hypoxylon fragiforme
Lineage: Eukaryota; Fungi; Ascomycota; Sordariomycetes; Xylariales; Hypoxylaceae
Exons: 3
Coding region: 401-1843 (480 amino acids)
Biological process (GO): regulation of transcription by RNA polymerase II
Cellular component (GO): transcription regulator complex; PcG protein complex
Molecular function (GO): RNA polymerase II cis-regulatory region sequence-specific DNA binding; DNA-binding transcription factor activity, RNA polymerase II-specific
Source: RefSeq, a predicted model, not a curated record